Messenger RNA from Sapajus apella (tufted capuchin), 2962 nucleotides. RefSeq names its product ferredoxin-fold anticodon binding domain containing 1 (gene FDXACB1). Bases 35 to 1936 code for a protein of 633 amino acids. Gene Ontology annotation, cellular component: cytoplasm. Gene Ontology annotation, biological process: rRNA base methylation. The transcript is spliced from 5 exons. Lineage: Eukaryota; Metazoa; Chordata; Mammalia; Primates; Cebidae. The record is from RefSeq and is a predicted model, not a curated record. Gene Ontology annotation, molecular function: rRNA (uridine-N3-)-methyltransferase activity.
CACAGAGAACGCGCGCCGGGAGCCCAAGGAGGCCAUGGCACCUCGGCGCCUCCUGUUGGUUGGAGAGGGGAAUUUCUCCUUCGCCGCUGCUCUGAGCGAGACCCUGGAUCAGAGCACUAGUCUUACUGCCACCUGCCUCCAGCUCCCGGCCGAGGUGGCUCGGGAUCCGGUGGCCCGGGAGAAUCUGCAGUGCCUGCUUGAGCGAGGUAUUGACGUACGUUUCGGCGUCGACUGCACUCAGCUGUCAGAUGUCUUUGAACUGCACGACAGGGAAUUUCAUCAGAUUUAUUUCAACUUUCCGCACUGUGGACGCAAAGCUGGCGUAGCUAAGAACAGGAAACUGCUUGCCAAGUUUUUCCAAAGCUGUGCAGAUGUUCUUGCAGAGGAAGGAGAAGUCCACGUGGCAUUAUGUAGAGGACAAGGUGGAACUCCUGUGGAUAAACCCCAGAGAAAAUGGCACAACAGCUGGCAAGUGGUUGCCAUGGCAGCCCUGGGUGGGCUUAUUUUAAGUGAUGUGUAUCCAUUCAGCUGUAAAGCUGUGCCAGGGUACAAGUGUACUGGAUAUAGACUUCAUAUUGGUGUCUAUUUUGCAAGGAGUCAAGAUAAGUCCUUUCAUGUAGAAGGUGCUUUGAACCAUGUCUUCACCAGGAGCUUACCCUUCGAAGAUUCUCAACCCAGAAUCUUCAGGAUCAAACUGGGUAACCAGUGGUUUUCCUUUCGAGAACCAGAAGCACUUGUAGGAAAGUUGAACAGGGGUUUCCUGGAAGCACCUUCAUGUCAUCCUAUCAAAACCAUAAAUGAGAAACUCAUUGCUGAAUUAGGCAAAGCUUUCCCUCUAAAAAGGCUGAAAUGUUCCUUCCCUUUGCUGCCACAGGAAGGUGCCAGUGUUCUUCCUUUCUGGAAUUGUGACUUUCUAUCAGCUGCUUUUUGGAUUAGUCUCCAUGAAGAUAACUCAAAUUCUGAGUCCCUGACUGGUGGGACAUCACAAGAUGUGGAAGACUUUCUAGUGUCAUUUUCAGAACUUAGCCUUCCCAAGAAUCCUGGAAGAGAUGGCAAAGAAGCAGCUUAUGAAGGAAUCUGUGGCCAGGCUAAGGUCUGCCUUAGACCUUCUCUCCUAGUUCAUGUUCAGGAUAUUAUCGAAGUACCAGACUUCCUCUCAGGUUCUCUGCACAUCCUCAGUGGACCUGUCUUUCAGAAGUGCCACAUUUUGCCUUUCACAAUGCCAGCAUUUCACGAGACUUUAUUUAUCCUUGGGCUUAAUAAAAAUCUGAAGGAUGGCUGUCUUCAAUCACUGCUGGAUCAUCUGAAGGGCAUUGUAGAUAGCCUGCUGACUCAGACAUCGCCAGAGAUCUCUAAGCUGAGCAGUUUAGUUGAAUUUGUCCUUCAGUCAAAUGGAAAGGAUUAUAUGAUUCAUGUAAAGACUGAUAAUUUUAGCCCAGAUUAUACUGAGGAUCUAAUUAUUGGGUCUGUUACCACAUCUGCAACAAGCAUUAUACAUAAAGACCAGUGUUUUGUGUUUGUGUCCAUGAACUUGGACUUACUAGCCAUGCUUGUCUGGUGUAUCUCUGACUGGAGAAUGUUGUGGACGUUUGAUAACCGUUUCCUGAAAAAUUUCGUCCCUGGAAAAAUAGAACCCUUUAAAAGUCAUUCUCUGUAUCCUCCAUGUUACGUCCAUGAUAUUAGUUUUUGGAUAGAUGAGAAGAAAGGAUUUGAUGAACUAGAGUUUCACACUGUGGCCCGAGCAGUGUCCCAGGACACUGUUAUAUCCAUACAGUUUCUUAGCCGUUAUCAGCAUCCAAAGACUCAACAGGUCAGUCUCUGCUAUAGAUUGACCUACCAGACCUGUGACAAGGCCCUCACCCAGCAGCAGGUAUCAUCAAUGCAGUCCCAGUUUAGGAAGGAGAUUCAACAACGCCUAUAUGUUACACCUCGGUAGUUUAAAUUCUUUUCUACGGUGUGAUCCUACAUUGGGGGGGAUGUGGAGGAAAAUGACCAACUUCUAAUCAGUAGUCCUUUCUGGAUUUUUUUUUUAAUCUUUUACUUUGUGACCAUAGCUGCUGUUGGUUGAUCCUAAAGAUACCUUGACUCUGUCACUUAAACUUAUAGAUUAUAAUGUACGUAAUUGGUGACAUUUGGAGUUGUGCAAUAUUUUGGUCCUGAGAAGUGACUGAAACAAUAAGCAAAACAGCAUUUUGUACUCAAGAUGCUCUAUUGCUGAAGGAGGCUGUAGAACUUAGGAGUCUCAUUAAAUACACAUAUGUUUUCCACACUGUAAAUUAUUCUUCCCUCAACUUUCUUGUAUCACUUCAUUAAAUCACCUUAUGAAAGUAAUUUUUGGAGUCAGACCAACAUUUAUUAGCUUCGUAAGUUGUAAGUAUUCCAUAUUAGUUUUGGUAUUGUUAUCAUCAUCAUAAUUUUAAUUCUGUGGUUGACUUGUUAAAGUCAUGGAACUAAUAAAGCUUCAGAUUUAGGGUUAACAUUUGGAUCCUCUAAAGCCCAUGUUCUUUCUGCCACUUUGUUACUUUUUUGCUAGUCUUAACAGUAAUUGUUCAACUGUGAUUAACUCCAAACUUUGCCUCUCUAGAUUUUGGGGCCUUCUGUUAUAAGUACCUCCAAGGGACACUGGAAAAUUAACUUAGCCUAGGUUUCUGCAGGAUGCGGUACUCUAAUGUGAAGUAAUGUAUGCUCCUGUUCAUAGUUAGGCUCCACAUUUGGGAUUAUAUUCUGUGAGGGACAUGACUGUCUUAUUUAUUCUUGGAGAAAAGCAUUUAGGAAAGCAAAAAUGGAAGCACAGAGACAAAUUAGGAGGUUAUUGCAGUAAUGCAAAUGAAAACAUGAUGACCUGGACCAAGGUAGUAAAAUGUUGGGUUGGAUAAUAUUUGGAAGGACUUGCUGAUGCAUUAAAUGUUUGUGUGUGGGUGAGAGAGGUGUGGGGUUAGAGAAAUAAAGGAAUUAAGCAGGA